This is a messenger RNA of Spirodela intermedia, 483 nucleotides long. The record is from the annotation of a GenBank genome assembly. Lineage: Eukaryota; Viridiplantae; Streptophyta; Magnoliopsida; Alismatales; Araceae.
AUGGCGGCAGUGAACAACGGUGGCGGCGCCGUCGUCAAGGGGAAGAGAACCAAGCGGCGGAGGGCCCUUCCGGCUCCUCCGGCGGCCUCUCCGGCCUCCUCCUGCACCGGCGAGUCGUCGGGAAGUACUGCCGGAGAGGAAGACAUGGCCAACUGCCUCAUCCUCCUUGCACAGGGGCACUGGAACAGGCACAGGAAGGCCAUCCCGGCGCCGGCGGAAUCCGCCGGCGGGAAGCCCAGAGUGCACCACUGCUCGAUAUGUGGAUCGGAGUUCGCGUCCGGCCAGGCCUUGGGGGGCCACAUGAGGCGCCACCGGUCGGCGAUCGCCGGAGAAACUCAGGAGGCGAAGAAGGAGCAGCGGAGGAGCUUCCUCUGCGUGGACCUAAACCUCCCCGCACCCUCCGACCACGAGGGCUUCCCCUUCGCUGGCGACCACCCGCCACCCGUCUUGGCCGUCGCCGCCAUAGUGGGUUGCCAUCACUGA